Myzus persicae (green peach aphid) is the source of this 4040-nucleotide messenger RNA. Its product is annotated as zinc finger MYM-type protein 1-like. Lineage: Eukaryota; Metazoa; Arthropoda; Insecta; Hemiptera; Aphididae. The transcript has 7 exons. Gene Ontology annotation, molecular function: protein dimerization activity. The record is from RefSeq and is a predicted model, not a curated record. The coding region runs from base 529 to 3702 and encodes 1057 amino acids.
CGUGCGCACGGGUGCAGCGAAUGCUGCUUUCGCUGCACCUGACAAUUUAUUUUGGAUUUAGUGGGCUGGUAGAUAUUUAUUUGAAAUGUAUAAUAUUAUACAUGGAAUGAAUAAUUUUAAACAUAUUGAGUUUAUAAAUAAAAUAUAAAAUAUGUUUAGUGUUAUUCAAAUGAAAAAAAAAAUACUAUAUUAUCAAUACAAGUCUAAAAAUAGAUGGGUAAUAUUGGAGAAAUUCGACGUACACACUAGAUUACAAAAACAGACACAACAAUAAUAACAAUAGCGCAUUAACCAUCCAACCAGUGUAGCGGCCAGCGAUACGAAAACGCAAUGAAUGUCCAUAAUGACCAUAAUUAGUUAUAAACUUAUAAUCAGAUCACAUAUUCACAUAAUCUAAUUGACUGUUAUAUUAAAUUUGUAAUUUAAUAACGAUAUUUCGCUGUUACUGCAGUCUGCAGUCUUAUUUCAAAUUGGACCUCGUCUUAGUGUUCUGUUACUUGUUACUUAGUUAUUUUAAUUUUUCAUAUCAUGUCGAGUAAACGACUCGGUGGUCAGGAAAAAGUUCGUGCAAAAAAAAAACUGUUACUGUUGAAGACUAGUGAAAAGUGCCACAAGAUAAAUGAUUUUUUUUCAAAUAAAAAAAAAACAGAAAUAAAAGAAUUAAUAGCAGAUGAUCAAAAUACAAAAGUUUUGUCGCAUGAAGGCUGUACACCAUUAAACGUUUUAUUUAAUACACAACCUAGUGAUUAUGAAGACAAUGAUUUACUUCCAUCGUCAGAGUUAGAGUUAAACAAUUCUAAAUGUACAGAGUUUUCUACAGAUGAUCAAAAUACAAAAGUUUUGUCGCAUGAAGGCUGUACACCAUUAAACGUUUUAUUUAAUACACAACCUAGUGAUUAUGAAGACAAUGAUUUACUUCCAUCGUCAGAGUUAGAGUUAAACAAUUCUAAAUGUACAGAGUUUUCUACAGAUGAUCAAAAUACAAAAGUUUUGUCGCAUGAAGGCUGUACACCAUUAAACGUUUUAUUUAAUACACAACCUAGUGAUUAUGAAGACAAUGAUUUACUUCCAUCGUCAGAGUUAGAGUUAAACAAUUCUAAAUGUACAGAGUUUUCUACAGAUGAUCAAAAUACAAAAGUUUUGUCGCAUGAAGGCUGUACACCAUUAAACGUUUUAUUUAAUACACAACCUAGUGAUUAUGAAGACAAUGAUUUACUUCCAUCGUCAGAGUUAGAGUUAAACAAUUCUAAAUGUACAGAGUUUUCUACAGAUGAUCAAAAUACAAAAGUUUUGUCGCAUGAAGGCUGUACACCAUCAAACGUUUUAUUUAAUACACAAACUAGUGAUUAUGAAGACAAUGAUUUACUUCCAUCGUCAGAGUUAGAGUUAGAGUUAAACAGUUCUGAAUGUAUAGAUGCAGCUGAAAGUAUUGAAUCAUGUUCUUUAUCAUUGAUAAAGAAUAAGAUAUUGAUACAUGUAGAUGAUCCAAUAAACCCUCUUUCAUCUAAUCGACUUGAAUUUAAUGAACGUAUAGGCAAAGGUCCUUAUCGUCCAAUUUUAGAAAUAUUUCCAAGGCAAAAACAAGGUAGUUGUAUGCGUUCAUUUCAGAAAUCAUGGUAUGAUUUAUAUGAUUGGCUUGAAUAUAGUCCAGCAGCUGAUGCUGCAUUUUGUUUUCCAUGCCGCUGUUUCAGUGGAAAUGAAAACAAUUCUUCGCAAUUGGAAUUAACUUUUUCCACAACUGGUUUUAAAGGCUGGUACCGAGCACUUCAUAUGUUUAAGAGACAUAAUUUAUCUAAAGCACAUAUUAAUAGUACAAAAUCUCUGGUUCAUUUUAAAAAUUCUAAGUCAAUUGAUGAAAUAAUUGAUAUCAAUAAAACAGUAUGUCUUAAAACAAGGGAGGCUGAACGUUUGAAAAACAGAAAAUUAAUGGAAAGAUUAGUUGAUAUAACUAUUUGUCUUGCCAAAGGUGGGCGGCCAUUCCGUGGUCAUGAUGAAAGUAUUAAUAGUCAUCAAAAAGGUUUAUUCAGAGAGUUUAUCCAAGUAUUAAGUAAAUAUGAUGUUGUUUUAAAAGAUCACAUUGAUUUUGGACCAAAAAACGCUCAAUACACUAGUAACAGGAUUCAAAACGAUAUUAUUUUUUCAAUUCAUAAUGUUCUUAAAAAAAAAAUUUAUAACUCAUUAAAUCAAUCAUAUAUUUCAAUAAUUGCUGAUGAAACAUCUGAUGUUGGACAUCACGAGCAAUUAUCAAUUGUAAUAAGACAUUUUAAUUCUAUGACUAAUCGACCUGUUGAAACAUUUUUGGUACUAAAACGUAUGAUAUCAGUUAAUGCAGAUUCUAUUUUUCAAGCAAUAACUGAUGUUCUCAAAGAUCAAAUAAAAUUAGAAUGGAGUUCAGUUGUUUCUGUGUGUUUUGAUGGGGCGGCAACAAUGGCUGGUAGUAUUUCUGGUGUUCAGGCAAAAUGUAAGGAAGAAAAUAGUAAAAUUUUGUAUGUACACUGUUAUGCGCAUUGCUUAAAUUUAUCUCUAAUUGACUCUAUUUGUGACAAAUCUAGCAAUAAAAAUCCUAACCAAAAUCGAGUUUUAUUUGAUUUUCUUGGAACCGUUCAAUUUGUUUACUCUUUUAUUGAAGGGAGUCCCAUGCGUCAUGCUAUAUUUGAAAAAAUAGCUAAAGAAAAUGGUGCUCACGUGCAAACAUUAAAAUCUUGUUCCGUUACCAGAUGGGCUUGCCGUGCAGAAGCCGUAAAUGCAAUAAAAAAUAAUUAUGGUGCAAUACUUCAAGCAUUAAAAACAAUCAAUUUAAAUUGUUCAAUUCCUGAAAUGCGGGCAAAAGGCCAAGGUCUUUUACAUCAACUUCAAACUUUUAAUUUCAUAUUUUGUCUAAAUAUGAUGCAAGUUAUCUUACAGCUAGUUUUGAAAGUAAGUUCUGCCUUACAAACACCAAAUUUAGAAUUGUUAACUGCAGUUAUGAUAAUUAAAACACUCAAGCAGUCAUUGAUUUCAUUACGGAAUGACUCUCAACAUUUUAAAUCAAUGUUUGAAAAUACAAAAAAAAUGUGCUAUGAAAUGGAUAUUGAAAUACCUGAAGUAAAAACAAGAAAAAUUUCUAAAAAACUAGAAGAUAAAUCUGAAACACAACAUAUAUUUAAAAAUAAAUAUGAUGAAAUGAGAAUUUUGGUAUUUUAUUCAAAUUUGGAUGUACUUCUUAAUGGAUUAGAAGAAAGAUUCAAACAAGAUACAUUGGAUGUAAUCAAUGCUAUUGGUCUAUUAGUCAACCUAGAUGAUGAAAGUGAAACUUCAACAUAUAAAAUAUUAUACACAUAUUUUUCAAUUUCUGCUGAUGAUUUAUGUUGUGAAGUUAAUCUUUUGAGAUCUACUGAAGAUACACCAAAAGGUACCAACUCAGGUUCUGUACACAAAUGGCUCGAUUGGUUAAAACAGUAUGGUAGACAUGACAUUUUUAAAAAUUUUUUUCACUGUCUUAAAAUGUUUGUGACAAUUCCAGUGACUAGUUGUAGCUGUGAACGUAGUUUUUCAAAACUCAGCAUUGUAAAAAACAAAUUGAGAAAUACUAUGUCACAAGAAAGAUUGGAUGCGCUUCUAUUUUUGUUUGUAGAACAAGAACUUUUAACUGGUAUUGACUUAAAUGAUGUAAUUGAUGAAUUUAAACAUUUGCUUCCUAGUAAUCGCAGACUUAUAUUGUAAAUUGUUAAAUAUAUUUAUAAAAGUAUAGAAUAAUAUAUUAAAUUACAUAAAAAUAUUAUUAAUAUUAUUUUUUAUUUACAAUUUAUUAUAUUUAUUAUUAUCAUAAUAGGCAUUGUCAUAGAGUGAUGAAUUUAUAUGGAUGGUGGGAGGGUAUACCUUAUAAUGAUUCAGGUACACAAGUGAUAAUAAUAUGAACGUAUUAAGUAUUACAUUUUUACACUAUGGGGCUAACAGAAUUCAGGGGGGGAUAUAUUAAGGAAAUAAGUGGGCUGCUUAUUGUUCAUUAGGGCCGGUUAAAAUGUAUGCUGCACCCGAUACAAAACCCUGCGCACGCCUAU